UAAACUGAUACGUAUUGUGUAUAUCACGCGCGUUAAAUGUUACUAAUUAUUAUUAAUAUUAUUAUUGUCAUUGUAACAGAUCGGUUUUGUAACAUAUCGUUUGACUGCGUCGCGCGUCGCGCGAGGACAGACGCGUGUUUCUUCCGAAGCGAAUGAUGAAAAUGUUCUUUCUCUCUUUCUCUUUCUCUCUUUCUCUCUCUCUCUCUCUCUCUCUCUCUCUCUCUCUCUCUCUCUCUCUCUCUCUCUCUCUCUCUCUUUCUCUCUCUCCAUUCUCAUCAUUCUCGCACAUUUGGUCUCACGUGUGUAAAUCGUAUUGUAAUUAAGCGCAAACCAACUAGGAAUUGUACAUUGUAACCGAACGAACCGAUACAAAAGAAACGUUAUGUAUUCGCGAGAAAUUGCAUUUGCCAUUCGGUUGUGGACAUAGAACUUAUAGAUCUUUAUUGUAUCAUUAUAUAUAAAUAGAUUAUAUAUAUAUAUAUACUUCGUAAAAAUUUAUUGUAAUAAAGUACAAUCAUUCCCACUGAUUGUCUGUGUGUCGUUUCACUCGCGCCUAAGUAUCUCGGUAACGUCUUUUCGAAUACACAUGAGUGCGCAUCAUCGUUGCACAUUUGCAGAUUGAAGAUCCAUGCACAAGGAAGAAGAACGUCGCGGUUUGUUAACUGUUUUUCUCGAUUGCUUCCGAGAACCAAUUAUCGUGGCAACAACGCCUUCCUUGUUCCCUCGCAUUCUUCCUUUUUUCCUUCCCGCAGUAGACUACGACAGCGGAGCGUGCAUUGUCCUACUUUAGGCGAACUUUACUUAGGCAAACGCGAUUCUACUUGAAGUGCAAAGGAGAACAAAAAAAUUCGACAACGUUUUUCCUGUCUUCAUUCUUCGCUAUCGUCCUCACGACAGCGAAUCAAUGAGAUAACGCGCGAUAUGAAAAACGCUUAUUAUGUAAUGCUUAAAUGUAACAAGAGUUUGCAUCUACAAUUAUUAUUUCAAAACGUCCUUCGCGUCGCACUUAUUAACGUUUAAAAAAAGUUUAAAGAAACGGCAACGUUUGAGUUACUUCAAUUUGAGAAAGUCAGUGACUGAGACAAAGUGAGACAGCGUAGCGGCAGGAGUGUAGAGUUCACGGAAUUGCAUGAUGUUGCUGUGAUACUACAUCUCUAAAUACGCAGUUCACGUUGUGCUUCCAGCCAGUCACUCGCGAUUAAUCGCGCGACGCGGGUCUGUGAAUGAGAUAUUUUUAGCGCGAGGUGCUGCUCCGUUGGUGGUUUCCUCACGCGGUGACGGAUAAGAAGACAAGCGGCACGUAGUUUAACAGAAGACGCGAAGCCAGAUUAAGUCGAACUCGGCGAUUCGAUAGUCUUUUUGAUAAUCUUCAGGUACAUAACUUGCCGAGACAACGCGUACUUGCUGCACGAAAAAUCAGGUAAUUCGAGCAGUCGACAUGGACAUCGUUCAAGAUCCGUAUCUGAGACACCUGUUUGAUGGCGAUCCGGUGUUCAAUGUUUACAAUCAGGAAGCCACGAACUUGUCGGUUGGCGCACCUGGCCCGGAUCUAUUAAAACAUUGUGUGGAAAUGUUGAAUAAAUCUACAACGCAUAGAUUAGAAGAAGAAAAGAAGGGAAAAAAGUAUUAUCUCUUUCAAUACGGCGCCACAGCUGGUCUCUGGGAGUGCCGCGAUGAAUUAGCCAAGUUUUUAAGUAGACGAUACGGUAACACGGUAAUGAGAGAACACCUGAUAUUGACGUGCGGGGCAUCGCAUGGUCUUCAACUUUUGUUGAAUACCGUGCUCUCGCCGAACGGUAUUAUCUUCGUGGAGGAAGUUACGUACAUGAUCGCGCUUGAUGUUUUCAAGCAGUUUCCAUUAAUGAGGGUAAUCACAGUGCCUAUGCAGGAUGGCGUGGUAAACCUGGAUGCAUUCGAAAAGAUAGUAAUUGAAGAGAGAGCAAAGGGCAAUUUUUUUCUUAACGAUCAAAAGAUAUUCUGGGCGAUGUUCUAUACGAUACCGAUUUUUCAUAAUCCAACCGGAAUGACGUUAUCAUCCGAUCAAUGCAAGCGCUUAGUGGAGAUUGCACAAAACAAUUCUAUAUUGGUAACCUGCGACGAUGUGUACAAUUUACUUUAUUACGGACAAGGACUUCCGCCAUUACGCUUGAUCUCUUACGACAAUCCUCAGGAUCCAAAUUACAGAGGCGGGAACGUCGUGUCGAACUGCUCGUUUUCCAAAAUCUUUUCGCCAGCGAUUCGUUUUGGAUGGCUUGAAUGCAGCCCGCGUGUUGUUAACAUUAUAAAAACAUGCGGUAUACUAUGCAGCGGUGGUGGAGUAAAUCAUUAUGUUUCCGGUAUAAUUACGAGCAUGCUUCAUGAGAAUAUCGAAGACGAAUAUCUCAAUAAAAUCAUAGAGAUCUAUAGAGAGCGAUUAAAUGCACUUUGCGCAACUUUAGAUCGAUUUCUGCCAAAAUGUUGUUCAUAUCGGCGUCCUGGAGGUGGUUAUUUCGUUUGGAUUAAUCUUCCUUUAGACGUGGACGGUACAAAAUUCAUCAAAUGGUGUCAAAAGGAAUAUAAAGUAUCAGCGAUACCAGGUGCUCGAUUCUCGCACACAAAUGAAGCAAAGAAUUAUUUACGUAUAAGCAUAGGCUUUCACACAAAGGAAGUUUUGGAAACUGCAACGCAAACUUUGUGCAAAGCACUUUUAACAUACAUCAGACAAAAGAUUGACUAACAAUUCUAAAUGAAUAUAAUUUGAUAAAAUCGAGAUAAAGAUGGAUAUGUAUAAUAUUGUCUUUUAAUAGGUAGAAGUACCUAUUAAAGUAGAAGAAAAAGUUACAAUUGCAAAUAUAAGUUAUAUAAAUGAUAAAUGUCACAAAUAAAAUAUCAAUUUUAGCAAACUAAAUAAAUUAAGAAGACCAA
Molecule: messenger RNA, 2904 nt
Organism: Harpegnathos saltator (Jerdon's jumping ant)
Lineage: Eukaryota; Metazoa; Arthropoda; Insecta; Hymenoptera; Formicidae
Product: 2-aminoadipate transaminase
Exons: 8
Coding region: 1439-2716 (425 amino acids)
Biological process (GO): biosynthetic process
Molecular function (GO): pyridoxal phosphate binding; L-2-aminoadipate:2-oxoglutarate transaminase activity
Source: RefSeq, a predicted model, not a curated record